Messenger RNA from Sparassis crispa, 888 nucleotides. RefSeq lists its product as hypothetical. The transcript has 5 exons. Bases 1 to 888 code for a protein of 295 amino acids. Lineage: Eukaryota; Fungi; Basidiomycota; Agaricomycetes; Polyporales; Sparassidaceae. The record is from RefSeq and is a predicted model, not a curated record.
AUGGCUCCCGUAGAACUGUCCGAUUUGAGCACGCUCUUCGGGGUAGAUGGGCUCGUAGCGGUGGUGACCGGUGGGGCAACUGGGAUUGGAUUAAUGAUCGCAACCGCUCUCGAGAGCAAUGGGGCAAUCGUGUAUAUCGUGUCCCGGAACCAGGAGAAUCUUGAUAGGGCAGUGCGGGAGCAUAGCCACCGCGGAAACCUCAUCGCGUUGCAAGGCGACGUCACGGAUCGCGAGUCGCUCAAGGCAGUCACAGAGACUAUCCAGGCACGGCACGGGUAUGUGAACCUGCUCAUCAACAAUGCGGGGAUCGUGCGUAACGUGCUCCCGACUCCACUGCCCCCUCCGGCUCCAGGGGCAACCACGGACGUGGAUGGGAUCGUGGCGUUGCAGGACUUACUGUGGAACGCGGGCACGCCUGAAGACUUCGACACGACGUUCCGCGUGAACACAACUGCGGCUUUUUACUGCAGCGUCGCGUUCCUUCGGCUGCUGCACGCAGCAAACCUGAGGACGAGCACGUCGCAGGGCGGGACGAGCCAGGUAAUCACAAUUUCUAGUGGUGCGUCAUUCAGGAAGGACGGCCACACGAGCGUGUCGUAUUCGCUCAGCAAAAUAGCGGUCACACAUCUCGGGAAGUCUCUUGCACAUAUGCUCAAGGACUGGAACAUCCGGAGCAACGUCAUUGCCCCGGGUCUUUUCCCUUCUGAUAUGACAACAAAUGUGACGGAGGAAACUGUAAAGAGAAUGGUGCCCGCAGGUAGAAUGGGUGAUAUCAACGACAUCGGUGGUCUGGUGCUCUUCCUUGCGAGCAAGGCAGGAUCGUAUGUCAACGGAGUCGCGCACAUUAUCGACGGAGGAAGGCUUACGCUGUUCCCUUCUGUCUACUGA